Molecule: messenger RNA, 1675 nt
Organism: Pocillopora damicornis (cauliflower coral)
Lineage: Eukaryota; Metazoa; Cnidaria; Anthozoa; Scleractinia; Pocilloporidae
Product: origin recognition complex subunit 2
Biological process (GO): DNA replication
Cellular component (GO): nucleus; nuclear origin of replication recognition complex
Molecular function (GO): DNA replication origin binding
Source: RefSeq, a predicted model, not a curated record
CGACUGGGUAUGACACUGCGACAAAAUGGCGGAAGAAGUUGAAUUUGUAAGCGAUGAAGAUGUCCCAUAUUUUAAGAAAUGUGGGUUUCGACCGACAGAUGACACACCAGUCAGUGGAUCAACACUGUUUGGUUUUCAUACUCCCAAGCGUCGUGGUGCUUUGGCUGAAGCUGCAAUGUCAGCAAUUCACAACAAAACUCCAAUUCACCAUACUCAGAGCACACAGCCAAAUGACAGAAGGAAAACUCUGAAGAGCAACAAGAAAAGCAAAGGUGCUGAAAAGGUUGUUGCAUCGUCAAAUAUUGAGAAGGAAAACCCAGCAACUGGAACUCAAGAUGAAAACAAGAGAAGUAGUUACUCUUUGCGUCAUAGAAGAAAAGCUGUUCUUUUAAAAGGUGUUGAACAUGAAUCUGAUACAGAUGAUAAUGAUUCUGACAGUGGAUCAGGGACUGUUGAUGAAACACCAACAAGAGUUUACAAGAAAGGCACCAAAGGAAAUUCAAACCAGCUGGAAGAUGCUCAUGAAGAGUUCUUUGAGCAACAAAGCUCUAAGUGUAUCACGUCUGAUCAUACACUCUCCAAACUGAAUAUGCCACGAAUGGAUCAACAAAAACUGUUGUCGCAUUUAAAUCAAGUAUCCAGCUCACACCCUAAGGAAAGAUUUGAGUUGUAUCACAAAUUGCAAGGUCUGUUUGACAAGUGGAUAUUCCAUUUAAGAAAUGGAUUCAACAUUCUUCUCUAUGGCCUUGGAUCCAAAAGAGUUCUCCUUGAUCAAUUCCGUUCAUCUAAACUUUCUUCAAGUGUUCAAGUUGUUGUUAAUGGAUUUUUCCCCAGUCUCACCAUAAAAAAUGUUCUAAACAUUUUAACUGAAGAGGUUCUUAUGUAUGAUGGAUCUUUCAAGAGUGUGACAGAUCAGUGUGACUACAUAAAACAGAACCUUUGCAGUGACAAAUGUUCAGAGGAGAUUUUUCUGGUUAUUCAUAAUAUUGAUGGCUCCAUGUUAAGAUCCAAAAAGACUCAGACAAUUCUGAGCCUUCUUGCAGAGGUGGAUACUCUUCAUAUCAUUGCUAGUAUUGAUCACAUCAAUGCACCUCUAAUCUGGAAUCAUACUCAGCUGAGCCGUUUUAACUGGUCCUGGUUUGAUGUUACAUCCUUUGAACCAUAUAGGGAAGAGACAUCAUAUGAAAACUCACUGCUGGUCCAGCACACAGGGGCUCUGGCACUUAGUUCGUUAGUUCAUGUGUUCCGUAGUUUGACUCCUAAUGCCCGUGGUAUCUUUAUCUUAAUAGCACAGCAUCAGCUUGAUGAAAAGGAUAACAGUAGUUAUAUUGGGCUGUCAUUUAAUUCUUGUUACUCCAAAUGCCGUGAACAGUUCCUUGUAAACAGUGACUCAACACUGAAAGCUCAACUGAUAGAAUUUCGUGAUCACAAACUUAUAACUUCCAAGAAGGGUGCUGAUGGUGUAGAAUAUUUGUAUAUCCCAGUUGACCCAGCAACAUUGAAGCAGUUUGUAGAAGAUCAACAGAACAACAACUUGUGACAAGAAUGUCUUGAAACUAUAGUGAAAUGCCAAAUACUUGUCACAAUGAAUAUGUAUUAGAAUUGUACAUGAAUUUAAAAGUCGUGGUGCUCAUAGAAUAUUAUUUUUGGAACAAUAAAGGACAAAUUUGAUCAA